AGUGUGCAUUGCUCUAGUCGACUGUACAUUAGAUAGUGACUAUACGGUGUCUCAGUAUUUAUAUGAACUCUUCAAUAUACCCAGUGAUGAUGAACGAAAUGAAAGGAGAUUCAGCGGAUGACGAAGUCAAAAAUAAAUUAGAAAAACAAGAAAAACAUGAGGUUGACCUCGUCCAGGAAGCCAUGGGCACGCUGGGCCCAUGGCACAUUGUCAUCGCUGUGGCUCUGUCGCUCGUGAAGUUUCCCGUAGCUUGGCAUCAGUUGGGUAUUGUUUUCCUGGCUCCACCAGGUAAUUUUACGUGUGCAUCGCCUACACCAGCCGACAACACGUCCAGCAGAUUAAAUCAAUGCCUCGUCGACGUUGGAGGCGGCCACAUGGAAAAGUGUUCACAGUUCAAUUACGAUCGAUCAAUUUUCGAUAAGACCAUCAUAAGCGAGUGGGAUUUAGUUUGCGACAGAGCACAGCUGGCUAAUCUAGCUCAAACUUUAACGAUGUUUGGCAUACUUAUGGGAAAUAUGAUUUUCAGUGCAAUGUCUGAUAGGAUUGGUCGUAAAAGACCACUGAUGAUUGCGAUACUUUUGCAAUCGGUAACCGGAUUUCUCACUGUAUACUCUCAUUGGUACGAACUUUUUCUGGUAUUCAAGUUUAUUUCGGCGGUUGCCACUGGUGGUACUAUGCUCAUCAGUUUUGUUCUACUAAUGGAAAUUGUUGGCCCUAAAUGGCGUUCUUCGCUCUCAGUUCUCUUUCAUCUGCCAUUCCUGCUAGGUUUUCUCAUGAAUCCAUUAGUAGCUUAUCUAACCCGGACUUGGACAGGAUUCCAGAUGGCUGUUUCCAUUCCACCAAUAUUCUUACUCUCUUAUUAUUGGAUCGUGCCAGAAUCACCGCGUUGGCUGUUGGCCGUGGGUCGUCGCGAAGAAGCCACAACUAUUCUGACCAAAGCCGCGGAGAAGAAUCGAAUACCCCUGAGCAAAGUCACGGCCGCCAUCGAGUCGCACAAAAGCCAGGAGAAAUUGAUCGACGAGCCGGAGAAGAAGUACAAUUUUACGCACCUUUUCCUUACGCCAAAUAUGCGCCUGAAGACCAUUUGCGUAUGCGUCAAUUGGUUCGUUUGCGGAUUGUGCUUCUUCGGCUUGGCUCAAUACAUCGGCCGAUUGAACGGAAAUAUUUUCGUCAAUACAGCCAUUUCAGCUGCCGUUGAAUUUCCUGGUACAUUGAUUAUUCUGUUCCUCAUAUCUCGAGUCUCCAGACUCAAAAUUCUCAUUGGCGGUAAUCUCGUCUCCGGCAUCACGCUAAUACUUAUUAUGAUCUUCGAAGAUCCCAAAGUGCAGGUGGGCCUGGCUUGCAUCGGGAUCGCUGCCAUGUCCAUUUCCUUCCCGACGGUCUAUCUCUACAGCAGCGAAGUAUUUCCUACUGUUGUCAGGAACGUCGGUGUAGGUGCUGGAAGCAUAGCAGCGAGAAUAGGUAGCAUGAUAGCCCCGUUCAUAGCUACUAUGAAUAUCGUUUAUCCUUGGCUUCCACCGUUGAUCUUUGGCAUUGGUCCGAUAGUCGGUGCUGGGCUUUGUUUCUUGUUACCUGAAACGAUGAAUUUUGAACUACCCGAAACGAUAGAAGACGGCGAAAAUUUUGGAAAGAAAAAGAGGAGACAAGUCUCAGCUUAAAAAGACUCGAGAAUUUCAAAUCAACAUCUCUAAAAGACUGAAAAAACGGAGUACAUCUUUCGAAUGUUCAUGAAAAUCAUGAUCGCACAAUUAUCAUUUCAUAAUUAUAAUGUUAUUUUCAAUGCAUGCAAGUUUUAUUAGAGUGCUAAAAACCUUAAUAGAAUUUAAUUGUUUAAUUGACACAACUAUUAGGAUUCAAAAAAGUAU
Molecule: messenger RNA, 1865 nt
Organism: Trichogramma pretiosum
Lineage: Eukaryota; Metazoa; Arthropoda; Insecta; Hymenoptera; Trichogrammatidae
Product: organic cation transporter protein-like
Exons: 9
Coding region: 63-1658 (531 amino acids)
Biological process (GO): transmembrane transport
Cellular component (GO): membrane
Molecular function (GO): transmembrane transporter activity
Source: RefSeq, a predicted model, not a curated record